AUGAGUUUAAUCAAAAAAAUUUUUUAUCCAAACAUAAUACCAAAAAUAAAAAAUAGAAUAGAGUGUUACAAUAUUAAUCAUAAUAUAAAAAAUGCAUUAGUAUCAGAUACAGGUCUUCUAAGUAUUCAUUUUUGGGCUCCCACAUUUAAAUGGUCUAUAUCAUUAGCUAAUCUAGCUGAAAUAAAUAGAGAUGCAAAUAUACUAUCAUUGCCUCAACAAUUUGCUAUAUUUUUUACUGGGUUGCUCUUCUCCAGAUUUGCGUAUGUUGUAAAACCACGAAAUUACAAUUUAUUGACAAUUAACUUAUUUAUGAGUUUAACAGCGUUAUAUCAAAUUACACGUAUUGCAAAUUGUAAAUAUAACUUAAAAAUGAAAGAUAAAAUUAAUAAUCCUAUAAGUAAGAAUUAA
Plasmodium gallinaceum is the source of this 408-nucleotide messenger RNA. It is a transcript of the gene MPC2, whose product is annotated as mitochondrial pyruvate carrier protein 2, putative. NCBI's taxonomy places the organism in Eukaryota, Apicomplexa, Aconoidasida, Haemosporida, Plasmodiidae. Gene Ontology annotation, biological process: pyruvate import into mitochondria. The transcript has 4 exons. The coding region runs from base 1 to 408 and encodes 135 amino acids. Gene Ontology annotation, cellular component: mitochondrial inner membrane. The record is from RefSeq and is a predicted model, not a curated record.